AUGACUACGGACCUGACCUAUUUUCUCUUUUCCUUCCCACCAGGUCGGAACACCUUAGAGGACAUAGCAGGAGAGUUCAAAAGCCAAGAAGAAAUCAUAUUGCUGUUGAGCACUGGUUCUCACACCGAGUCAUAAACUCUUGGAACCGACUCCCAGAAGAAGUGGUGCAACCUCAGUUGAUUCGUUCAAGAAGGGUUUGGACAACCACAGAAAUUUACUAGAAAAGGAUUAACAUAGGCUCCAAGCCUUCUAUCCUCAACCAAUAAAUCUGAAUAAAUCUGAAUCUGUUUAAAUUUUGGCGUUACACUUCGCUAGAAUCAUGAUGAUAGUUCAGGAUGAGAUUUUUGGACUCAUUUCUUCGUAUUAACUGUCUGAAAAUGGGGUUAAGUAGUUCCCAGCUGGAAAAAGAGAUUGCCAGUGACCAGCUACUCAGUGGUGAGCGGUAUUUCGGACUAGUAAAUUUUGGGAAUACAUGCUACUGUAAUUCAGUGAUACAAGCUCUGUUUUUUUGCAAGCCUUUUCGGGACAAGGUCUUACAAUAUAAUGACCGAGCAAAAAAUCCCAAAAAGGAAACGCUACUUACUUGUCUUUCGGAUUUAUUUUACUCCGUCGUAUCUCAGCAAAGAAGAGUUGGCCAGAUGCGUCCUAAAAAAUUCAUACAAAAGCUCAAGAGAGAAAAUGGUUUUGUUGUGUUUUACUUAACUAACUGUAUAGGCUUGUUCGACAAUUAUCUGCAACAGGAUGCGCAUGAGUUCCUGAAUUAUCUCCUUAACAAAAUAGCCGAUAUAAUAAGAGCUGAACAACGGUCAUUGGAAAGUGGUGAUACAGAGGUUGUUAAAGAUGAUGGGGUAAUCGAUACUGUGGAGAACGAUAAGAGAAGUACAAACCAAAACUGGAUCCAUGAGAUUUUCCAAGGAAGUUUGACUAACGAAACAAGAUGCCUUAACUGUGAUAAUGUUCGUACGAAGGAGGAAAAUUUCCUCGAUUUGUCGGUUGACGUUGGAGAAAAUGUGGACAUUUCUUACUGCCUGCGUUGCUUUUCUGAUACUGAGACAAUGCGUUCAGACAACAAGUACUACUGUGAAUUUUGUCGCUGCAAACAGGAAGCCCAACGACGUAUGCGUAUCAAAAAACCACCCUUACUUCUAGCCCUCCAUUUAAAACGGUUCAAGUACUCAGAAAAUCUUAAUAGGUUUAUCAAGUUAUCCUACAGAGUUGCCUUUCCAAUGGAAUUAAGACUUUUCAAUACGUCUAGCGACUCAUCUAACGCUGAUCGGCUCUACAAUCUGAUGGCUGUCGUUGUCCACUCAGGAUCUGGUCCUAAUCGUGGACACUAUGUAACACUUGUGAAAUCUCAUGGUCUAUGGUUUUUAUUUGAUGAUGAACUAGUAGAAAAAAUCCAUCGUGCCAAUAUUGAAGACUUUUUUGGUUCGUCAACGGAGACAUCGAAAUCUUCAUACACAGCUUAUAUUCUAUUCUAUUUAGAUGCCAAGGUUGCGUCGAAUGCGUCAGCUUCUGAUGUAACUUCUGCAACAUCUGCCACUGCUGCCAAUUCUACAUUGAUUAGUAAUAGUAGUGGGGGUAGCACCAGUAGCACGGCUAGUUCAAUGUCAACUUGAUUAAUUUGUUAACGUAGAGUAAUAACUUCUUUUAUUCCCAUGUAACUGUACUAUGUUGUCGCCUUUUUUUCUCUCUUCUUUAUUUACGUUUCCCUACUUAUUGUGUCACUUUCUUAGUUUUUUUUCUACAUUUUUAAUUUUCUGCCUAGACUUCAAAAUAUAAUGUAGGUUCUGUCUGCGUUUAUGAGCCUAUUCCACAUAUACGUACACAAACCAAAGGUGCAAUCAGAUUAUUUUGACUUAUUGUAUUGCAUACCUCUAUUUAAUUAUCCUUGAUUGAUUUUCUUUUGUGUACACGCCUUGGUGUAUAUAUGUAUGUUUUGUACGUGGGAAUGAGUCAAAAUAAAUUACAGUGGAAAUACUGUAUCAUUGUUUUUCCUCUUACUAAUUUUCCCUUCUAGUGACAACAGUUGCAUCUGCUUUCUUACUUUCAUUCGCCCACACUUUCCCCCGUAAUUUUGCCUACUUUAACUCGAUAAUUCGCUGAAAGUGAGCAGUUGUCUGAAAAAUGUCUAGGUUUAAUUUUUUCCCAACAGCUAUUCACGUGUAAUUUCAGAAUAUAACACAUCGAAUACAUUUUGAGAACUGCUUUCUGCUAAUUACACUAUUGCUUCACCUGAGAUUGGCUUUCUGUUAACUGAAUUUUCGCCCGUGUAUCAAGCGCUUCGCUAUAUCAGUGGCAUCAGUCAAUAAGUUGAUUGCUGUAGGGCUAGGCAGAUGCCAAGGUGUGGAUACCAGUGUAUUCUAUAUGCUUGCACCUCACUCUAAAAAUAUUUCAUGGAGAAGUAGCUAGUUUUGAUUUCUAGUUAUUUUCCAAGUGAAUAUUUCAAUCGAUCGAUCAAAACUGACUUACCAUAAUAUUUGCUUUCUGUUUAUAUGAAGAGAAUAGUGUUUAGAGCUCCAUUAGUUAUAACUACUUGUUUUUGUAAGUUCUCCUUUGUAACUGACAAGUGUGAAGGUGCAUCCUUGAGAAACUAAAAGAGAUUAAUAUCUUUAACAGUCUACUUAUUAUCAUGAGACUGAUAUUGUAUUAUACUUUCUAAACAAAGAAAGUGAGGUGAUAUUUUUUAUUCCUGGUUGUUUCUUUGUUCUUUUAACUAAUUUCUUCUGGAUUUGACGUUUUUUUAUAACAGAUUAUUCAUACUCCGUCAUCUUUUUUAUCAAACUUCAGAUAAACGUAAAGCACUACGUACUAACAAUGGCUUGAUUAGCAUGUGUUUUUCAGAUCUCAUUCUAAUAAACUGCGUUAUUGUCUAAC
Messenger RNA from Trichobilharzia szidati, 2877 nucleotides. The record is from the annotation of a GenBank genome assembly. NCBI's taxonomy places the organism in Eukaryota, Metazoa, Platyhelminthes, Trematoda, Strigeidida, Schistosomatidae.